AUGUCCACCAAAUCCUUGCUCGUCGCUCUCGUCAUGGGCUCAACUGCCUUCGCCAUGCCUGCCCCAAGUGAAGCCAACGACGCCACAAAGCGAGCCAUCUUCGCUGGGAAAGGGGGCGGUGUUGGCGGUCUUGAAAAUGGGGGCUUAGACAGUAUCAUGUCGCAGUUCUGUGACGGUAUAAAGGGGCUGGGAGUUGGGGGUGGCGGACAAGGCCAAGGGGGACAGGGACAGGGACAAGGCAGCCAGGGACAAGGCGGCCAGGGACAAGGUGGUCAGGGGCAAGGUGUGGGUGGGUUUGAGGGGAUGUGUCAGCAGUACUUGGGAGGAAAGCAGGGUGGGGGACAGCAAGGCGGUGGACAAGUGCUGGUAAAGGAGGAGGUGCUGGCCAAGGAGAUGCCGGUCAAGGGGGAGGUGCCGGUCAAGGGGGAGGCGCUGGCCAAGGAGGAGGUGCUGGUCAAGAAGGAGGUGUUGGUCAAGGAGGAGGUGCUGGUAAAGGAGGCGCUGGUCAAGGAGGAGGCGCUGGUCAAGAAGGGGGCGCUGGAAAAGGAGGAGGCGCUGGUCAAGAAGGGGGCGCUGGUCAAGGAGGUGUUAGUCAAGGAGGAGGCGCUGGCCAAGAAGGGGGAGCCGGUAAAGGAGGAGGCGCUGGCCAAGAAGGGGGAGCUGGUAAAGGAGGAGGCGCUGGUCAAGGAGGCGCUGGUCAAGAAGGGGGAGCUGGUAAAGGAGGAGGCGCUGGCCAAGAAGGGGGAGCUGGUAAAGGAGGAGGUGCUGGUCAAGGAGGAGGCGCUGGCCAAGAAGGGGGAGCUGGUAAAGGAGGAGCCGCUGGUCAAGGAGGUGCUGGUCAAGAAGGGGGAGCUGGUAAAGGAGGAGGCGCUGGCCAAGAAGGGGGAGCUGGUAAAGGAGGAGGUGCUGGUCAAGGAGGAGGCGCUGGCCAAGAAGGGGGAGCUGGUAAAGGAGGAGGCGCUGGUCAAGGAGGAGGCGCUGGCCAAGAAGGGGGAGCUGGUAAAGGAGGAGGCGCUGGUCAAGGAGGAGGCGCUGGCCAAGAAGGGGGAGCUGGUAAAGGAGGAGGCGCUGGUCAAGAAGGUGUCGGGGCGGGGGUUGGCGGUGCUGGAGAAGGUGGUGCUGAAGGAAUCUGAUAUCAUCAGUCUUCUGUUUACUAUAAUCUUCUCUCCACCCUGCCUUAAGUUUAACAAAUCUCUUGCGUAG
Pseudomassariella vexata is the source of this 1203-nucleotide messenger RNA. RefSeq lists its product as uncharacterized. Bases 1 to 1203 code for a protein of 400 amino acids. The record is from RefSeq and is a predicted model, not a curated record. The transcript is spliced from 2 exons. NCBI's taxonomy places the organism in Eukaryota, Fungi, Ascomycota, Sordariomycetes, Amphisphaeriales, Pseudomassariaceae.